Messenger RNA from Eucalyptus grandis, 1341 nucleotides. Its product is annotated as RING finger protein 44-like. The record is from RefSeq and is a predicted model, not a curated record. NCBI's taxonomy places the organism in Eukaryota, Viridiplantae, Streptophyta, Magnoliopsida, Myrtales, Myrtaceae. Gene Ontology annotation, biological process: protein ubiquitination. The transcript has 6 exons. Bases 1 to 1341 code for a protein of 446 amino acids.
AUGGUUCCUGCACUCAAUGCAGCAGAUGUCCUACUUAUUUUCAAGUUAUGUGUGCUGCAAGAGCAGGACAUAGCAUGGAAAAGGUUCGACAGCCAAGAGGUUGAUUAUAACUAUGUCAUGGUCAUUAACAAAGGACAGAAAAGCAUCAAAUAUGUUUCGGUAAAUCUGGUAUACAUGGAUGGGGACCCUUUGCUCCAAGAAAUAUUCAGGAAGGAGAAAUGUUGGACGGAAAUGCUGUAUUUGUCAUUGUACUUUUCAUUUAUUCUUGGAAAUGGAGGACAUGAUAAAAAGAGACAACUGCUGACCGCUGCGCCCGCGCUGCUGCGGCUGCACCGCCGCGCCAUCGCCGCUCCGCUAGUCGCCGGAGUUCCCCCCUCAGCCACGAGCUCGCGCUACUGUCUCGGUCCGCUGCCGCCGUCCCCCUCGCCGUGCCAGAGCCACCGCCGCAGCGACCUGCAGCAACCCGCGAAGCUGUCGCCGUCCCGCCUGCUGCCCGAGCCACUGGCCACCACCGUGCCAGCGCCUACCCCGUCCGCCUCGCUUGCUGUGCCAUCGCCGCUCGACCCUCCGCGACGCUUGCAGCGCCCUCGUCCGCGAGCACCGCGCCACCACCGCCCGUCCGCCACCCUCGCGGCUCCACCAGUCACCACCACGCCUUUGCCUGCACCUCCGCCGAGCCGCCCCAAUCUCUGCAGCAGCGCCGCGUCUCCGCCUCGCUGCGACCCUCCUGCUGUCCGCGACUCCCUCCGCCAGCUGCUGCUGUUCGUCAGCCUCGCACCAGCAACGGCCAGCGACUCCGAGCUGCUCUGCCCCCUUUGCCAGCCGUGCACACCAGUCUGUCUUCCAAUUCGAAGAAGAGAUAGGCACAUCAUGCCUCCCUCUCCCUAUCCGUCGGUCGCUCCGGCGCCUCCGCCUCCCGACCAUGCCAUGGUAGGUCUUCGCUUUACGGCCUUCGCCUUGUAUGCGUCGCUGCUAGCAUGUGUAGACGCCAUGCUCAUCCUCAUCGUGGUGGGCUACGCCUAUUGCUUUCGCUGGCGCAAUCGGGCUCGCUUUGAUCCUGAAAUCGAGAUGCCACGACAACAGGUUGAAGCGACGGCCCUGUCAGUGAUGGUCAUGAAGUAUCGUGGCGAUGCGAGGGAGUUCAACAGCGACGAGUGCGUGAUUUGCUUGGCGAGUUUCGAGGAAGGAGAGGAGUGCUGGGUGAUCGAGACGUGUGACCAUGUUUACCAUGAAAGUUGCAUCAAGGAAUGGCUCUCCAGAAAUCGGCAUUGCCCACUUUGUCGUGGCUCGGUCCAAGCGGCGCGGGAGGCUAGUCUUACACCGGCUCCUACCAGAUCUUAG